CAUUGGCCGACCAUUACACCACCAAAAAACUGCCCUAGCUUGCUCCUCGAUCCAUCAAUUGCAAGAGGAGCAAGAUACCACCACCGUAGCACCACACGCAGGUACGAAGAAGGCGACGAACAUGGCGAGGCUGGCCUUGGUAGCGGCGGUGGUUCUGUGCCUCCUGUUAGCGACAGGGCCGCAGGGGGCCAUCAGCGCCGAGGGGAUGGUGUCAUUUGACAAUUUGAUCAGCUGCAAGGUACUGGGCAACUGCGACAAGAACCUGGGCCCCGAGGCCUCCCGCCCAGGGAAACCCGCCAACGACUACACCCGCGGCUGCAACCCGAUCACCGGCUGUCGCGGCUGAUCAUAUCUCUCUGGUCGAUGUGCGCGCAAUGUCAAUGUCGCACGCGCGUGCAGGUACCAGGCCUCAGCGUGUGGUGCCGCGUGUGUGUAUAUAUUACACACAUGCAUUAUACAUUGGUCGUCGAUCGUUACUGUAUGCAUGGCAACUGAUGUUUCUUGCCUCGCAUAUCUGAGGUGUAUACUGAUGUAUGUGGCUCAACUUUUGAUGAUUAAUGUAUAAGUAUGACAACCAAAUA
This is a messenger RNA of Zea mays, 581 nucleotides long. RefSeq lists its product as uncharacterized. Lineage: Eukaryota; Viridiplantae; Streptophyta; Magnoliopsida; Poales; Poaceae. The record is from RefSeq and is a predicted model, not a curated record. The transcript has a single exon. Bases 122 to 346 code for a protein of 74 amino acids.